GUUCCUGUUCAGCAGAGAAAACCAGAGAGCAGCAGAGCGACCUAACACACCUUUUUUGUAUGAAUCUGCUGGUAGAUUUGGACUCCUCCUCAUUCACUCUGACUUGUACUGAAGUAGCUGCAGACCGUCAGCAGGCACCUUGUGAGUUUCUAAGAAGUGUCCAGGCUGCUGUUUUCUCCCCGCUUGACUCGGCCAAGUGUCUGCUGUUGUCGGACCGCUCGUUUCUCCAAUAAGAUGCCAUGGUAAGCUCUGUUCUUCUAAUGUGGGGAUACAGUAACAUGGAGACCCUCACUGACUGUGAAAUGGUAUCUGCAUUCUCGGCAUUCUUACUGGGCUUGAUCAACAGUGAAACACAGGCGGCUCUAAAGCUAGGGUUAAAGAAGACAGAGCUGGAUUUUCCGCUGCUUUAGAAGCUGAUGGGCUUCCAGAGUAUGAGUUAUGGCUUGAGAUCAUCUCUCACAGGUGGUGAAAGGUUUCACAAUGGUACCUCAAAUGUAACACCCGCAAAUGGAGCCAGCGACACAGCUCAAUAAAUACAUUUACUGUCCUCAGUGCUUUGAAAGCUAUUGCUUUUUGAGAGUGAAGUGCUGUGGAUGCACUUGACUGCUUGUUGGAGCUUCUGUGGGUAAGAUGAGGCUGGUGUCAGAUUUUACUUUAUGUGUUAUAUAACAGUAAAGGCUUCAUAUUGAUAUCUUUAAAAACGUGUUGUGUUGAUUAAACUGGGUUUUUAGCUGUUGUGAUUGGCAAGCUUUGAAAGAGCGAAGUUCUCUGCUACUGUGUGAAAUGAAUUUGUGUGACUUUCCUGUGCUUUUGUUCGUGCGUUGUUGCACAUAUGCAGCCUGAAGAAACCAGAAAAUAAAAAAAUAUUUUAUUUCCAAUUUAAAGAAAAUAUAGGUUGUCAAAGUCAUUAAAGAUAGUUUGCCUUUACUUUAACAAAAGUAAAGUUUGCUCAUAAUUAUUCAUAAUAAUCUGAAUAUCUUAAAUAUUCCAAAUAGCAGAUGCCUGCAUUGAGAGAAACACCAUUUAUCUCUUUGUUCAUGUAAAAUUAUCUGAAUGUCACUUUUUAAUUCUGCACAAUUUCACUACUCUAUCAUUAAAUUCAGAUGUAAACUUUCCGUGGUGACUGUUCCAGUUGCGUCUCAGUUGUUCAUGUGAUAGGAUGUUUUGUCUAUCUGUGUGUGAGUGUGUGUGUGUUGUACUUGUGCAUAGCGGAGUGUGCGAGCGAGCGAACGUUUGGAUCCCUCCUCCCCGGUGCUCCGCCGGCCCCUCUGUCACUUUAAGUCCUGCCCCUCGGAGCCAGCCAACAGCAGCUGUUCCAUAUUCAUCAAGCCCUUGAGUCUUAAAGAGCCCUAUCCCGACCAUGGAAAGAGUCAUUCCUCUCGCUCGCGCUCUCAUGCUCUCUCCAUCUUAGCGCUCAUCCUGCUGCUGCUGCUGCUGCCUGCGCUUCUCUCUCCCUCUCUACUCUCUCUCUUUCACCCCCCCUUUACCUCCCUGUCUAUCUGUCCCUCCCCUCCUCUCUCUCUCUCCCUCUCUCUCUUUCUCUCUGACACACACUCAGACACACACUCUUUCUCUCCCCAACACAUAUAUACAUAAACACACACAUGCUCACACACACGCGCGCACCCACUCAAUCCAUCAGAGCCCAACAUACCUGUGCAGGCUGGGGGGAACGGUGCUGGAGGGGCUUUUCGGCGGCGUUGUCUCUGAGGGUGCUGCGCUAUCAUUUGGGGGAAGAAGCGGGUCUCAGUUGUUUCCUCUUUCCUCUUCCUCUCACUCCUGGAAUGCUAAAACUGGACUGAUGGACAUUUCAGAACUUUGUCUUCCAGACCCUCUCAGCUAUCAUAACCAGUAGGUGUACCUUGUUUCUGUCACUUUUUAACCCCACUCUUUUGUUGCGUUUUUAUUCUCUCACUCUGGUUUAAAUACCUCUCCUUUUUGUAUCAGUGCUUGCUCUAGUUUUGUAGUUCUGUUUCUUCUGCCCCACUCGCCUCACUGCUGAACUUUUUCUCUCUUUUUAUGCGGUAAUAUACUUUGCAAGCUUUUCUCUUCAUGUACCCUCUCACACCUACUCACACUCUUAAACAUGCACUUUCUCUUGUUCAUUGUUUUAAGGGCUCUUAAAUCAUGCAGGACUUGACAGCAUAGAGCAACAGGGCAGGUGCAACUGUGAAACGUGUGUGCAUGUGUGUGUAGAUUUAUUGUGGGCGCACAUGUAUGCCAGUCUUUUCAAAUUUCUCUCAGAGCAUGGCUGAUUGAUUUAGCUCGCCCCUCUGCAAAGUGAGUGUAUUCUCUCGAAAGAAGUUGGGGUACCUGUCCAGUCGGGUUAGGAGGUUGUUUGCUGAUGGCUUUGUUCCUAGAUCCGACCACACAGAAAGAAUGUGAAUGAUAUUUUGAGGAAGAUGAGAUUAAUGGGAUUCAGGGGAAUCAGGGAGGAUAAAUUACACACUGUAAUAUUUGUAGCCAGAGAAAGACUGAUGAAAGGACCCGGUAACCUCAGUGAUCUGGCAGCUCUGUCCCAGGCAGCGGCACAUGAGGUGAGCUGCUGCCUCAACAGUCUGACUGCUGGGAAAGUCUUUGCCCAGCACACGCUCUAACUUUCUAAAUCUAUCCAUAACUUGUAUUUUACAAUUCAAAAACAACCUUAAGUUAAGCUAAAUAUAUAUAUUUUUCUCCUUUUUUUAGUUGAAAUUGUUUAAUUGUUUGAAACAGGAAUGUAAUUCCUCUAUACCUCCCUUUAACUGUCUGAAAAACACACUCCAAAGCAUUAAUCUAAAACUGUGUUCAAAUUUGUACAUACAUUUCGAACCAAACUUUUUUUUUUCAAAGAUUUUACUGAUAAAGUAGUGUACACACAAAAGUGGUAAAACACUAAAUAGAAAUUUUAUGACAUUUUAAUAAUCUGUCAAAACCACAACCUUAGUGGUUAAAAAGUAUGUAUAUGUUAUUCUUUUUCUGAAAAACUCUGUAUUUAAUUUGUACAUUUGUAUUUUUUUGUGAUGGUGUUCUCGUGACUUAACUUUUUAAGAACAAUUUUUCAAUAAUACCAUCAGUCGUUAGAUUUUUAAGUGAUACGUGAAGUCAAAACACACAACAGAAAUAACCUGAUGCCAUGUUACAAAGCUGACUUAUUACUUAAAUUUGACCUUUUUUUAAAUAGAGAAAGACCUUACUCCAGAAAAUUUUAUCUUGAUAAAUUUAAACAUGUCAUUUUAGGAAACAGGCACAGCCUCUAAUAUGAUCUAAUACUCAAACAGUAAUUUUGAUUUCCCUUUUACACUUAAGUGUCUUUCUAUCAUUAAUACACCUUUAUACAAAAUUACAAAACCAGCAGUAAAAGAGUGAAUAUUUCUUUAACACAUCAGGUAUCACACACACGUUUUUCUUAAUAUUCUUCAUUUUAAUAUUCUUUAAAAGAGUUUUUUGAAUUGAAGGAUACGACUACAGUAAUUUACAUUUACACCAGCUCAACAAAUCAAAUAUUUACAUUCAAAAUUGUUAAGUUUAAAAAUACAUGAUACAGAUAUUCACACUUUCCAUUUGGUUGAAGUGUUCCUAUGAAUGCUGUGUAUUAAACAUUUUGAGUGAAAUUUGUGUUAUACAUAAAGGCUACAAAUAUACGUAAUUAUGCUGUAAAUUGUGUCUUAAAAUAAUAUGAUUUCACUCUUUUAUUUGUUAAUGUCUCUGUCAGUGACUUGACAAAAUUAAAAGCUAUUUUUUACACUGCAACAUGAGGAUUCAUUUAUAAUUUUAAAGCAACAACUUUCUUAGUGUUGCAAGAAAAGUAUUUUAAAGCAGUGUAUUGCAGUAAAUUAGUUUGCUAUAAAUAAUUUUUUUAUAAACCUAACUGUAGUUUAUUCAGAUUUUGCAAUAGAGUUACUGAUUUCGUGGUGUGGUACGCCGAUUUUGGCCAGGUUUUUACUGAAAUGAAUACAGGCAAUAUUAUAUGGCAGAUUGCACAGAAAAAGAGUUGCAUUUUGCCUUGUAUCUCAAUAAUACUAAGGUACUAUUGGAGCAUGCACAGGAGAAUAGCAGUGACAAAGCUUCUAAAAAAGCUGAGGGUAUAAAAGUUACUUUUGUGAUUUUCUGGAGAUGGAUUAUAAAAAGUUUGUUGUCACAAAAGAUUUCUACCAAAAAAUCUUACACAAGUAAAUAAGCAUUUCGCUAAUUACAUAUCAGUCCACCAAGUUUGAGCCUCUCCAGUAUCGGCCUGAGUGUGCUGUAUGUUAAUGUUCAGCAGUGGCUCUUCUGUUAAUUGUCGGCAGUAUUUGCAGCCCCUUACUGUGGGCUGGAUGUGGCGCUGAUGCUGGGUUGAGAGGAUUAGUGGGAUGUAUGUGCUCCAUGUAAUUAGCACAGCACUGUCGUGGAAUCACUGUAGUAACACACUCUAUAGAUUGACCCGAGGGGCCACUCUCUGGAAAGUAGACAGAAACAGAGCAGUGUGCAUUUGGAGGAAAGAGACACACACCUCCUGUCUCUUUGCAUAAAGAAGGUUUUGAGAAAGUUUCAUAGUUUUUUUAUAAUACAGCACACAGAGUCAAACACACAUUAGUUUUGAAAUUUAGCUUACGAAACUCAACCUGCUAUCCACUUUUGCUUGACUUGUUCCAGUCUAAAUACCGCUCGGCUCAUGCAGGGAGACAAGUCAUUUACUGUGGGAGUCUGACAGGCUUGUUGUUGAUCAUCUAUUGCAGAGUCAGUGCGCUCCACUCAGAAGGCAGCCAGUGCAGAGGAUUGUCAGUUUGAGUUCCCGGGUGCUCGCUAGAAAAACACACACAGAGUGUGAGCGGCGAUGAAUUGAGAUGUGACUUCUUUUUGUUUCUGAAUGUUCCAUCAACACCCUCGCUUUCCUUAAGCUUUGGCAGAGCCUCUGCUAAAAACUAACCAGGCGAUCCAAUUUCCUUUCAUGAAAUAAAAGCUUUUUAAUGUAUUUUUUUAGAGAAGUUAGAACACAAUGAUGAAUUAGAUUUCAAUUUAUUUGACUUCAUUCCCAGCCUGCUGCAUUAGAGCCUGCAAACACCCAUCUCCAGCAGUCCGUCUGCUUGAUUCUUAUUAGGUUUCAGAAAACAAGGCGAGGGAAUUGCAUUAGUGUAUCUUAAGUUAAAAGCUCUUUGCUCUUUGACCAAGUGUUUCAUUGUUAUUGGGUUAAUCAGAUUUUUGCUGUCUUCAUGGAGAUGCUAUCGCAGGCUAGAGGCAGUGGUGGGUAACCAAAGCAGCCGUGCACAGACACUAUCCAGAUGGGAUCAGCUUACGGUAAUUUGGUUUCAGAAUACAUUACCAGAAGAGGCUCCUGGCCGAGAAUGGCCGUCCCGUGAUAUGAGCCAGGAGCUGGUGGCCUCUGUAGCCACAGCUCAAGAAGACCCACCUGUCCCAAUCUCCCCCCUCCUCAUUUCCCCCAAAUUUAGUAGGUGUUGGGAAAUGUGCCUUUUACAGAAAACCUAAUGUUUUAAAUUCAGUCUGUCACCCGAUUCUUAAUACUUCCUUCUUGUACCAACAGGGCUUUGUUGUCCAAUUCAUUAGAGAGAUUCCUGAGUCCACUGGCCACGCUGGAACCCUCUCAUUUCUGGUAUCUAGUAUCAUUACUUUCACUGUAAAUAUGUCACUCAGCUCAGGCUGAGCGGGGGGAGGGUGGAGCAUGUUGUCCCUCUCCAGGCCAAAUGGGGAUGCAGAGUAUAUUGACACUCUAUGGAUGUUCACUGUUCUGCAGCUUCAGAGGUAUUCAGGUUCAUUCCUGUUAGUGCGUAGGCUGGCACAUUAAGCUCACUUAUUCAUUUGUAGUGGUGCUUAAUUCCCCAGACAGUUAACUGAAAAAAUAAGAGUAAAAAAAAGCAUGCUGUAUCCAGACUUUUCUUAUACCUACCUAGAUAACUUAUGCAAACAUCUUUUAAAUUUAUUUUGACUUGUAUCAUGAUAUUCUGCCCUUUGAGACCCCACCUGCCCUUUACACCUUUUAGCGAACAGAGUCCACACCUCUUUGGCCUUUUCAUCACAUCCAUCCGCGUAGAAACCACCAACCGUCACCGCACGCGUCCCUUCUGAUUUCUCAUCCAUUGUAACCUUGGACACCUCCACCGCAGCAGUGUGAGAACCUGUUUAAAAAUAACCAGGUCCAUUAGUCUAGAAGGAUAAUGCUAGCCUACGUGGGCUCUCAUGCCCUUGUGGCAGCAGAGUGCUAUCACUGACACGGUGCGUCAGCACUUCUUCCUGUUGCUCCAACAUUGAAGGGCUCCUCCUCAUUUACACACACAUGCACGCAUGCCUGUACACUUACAAUCUGAAACAGUAAAACAACUGAGUCACAAAAAGACUUACUGUAAUAGUUAUACUUUUGAAAAUACUAAAAACUGUGACAUUACAAACUAGUUGCAAGAAAACUCAAAGUUUUAUGAUUGCAAAGUUUCUCACUUGUCACACUAUUGUUAGAUUAUUGUCUCUCUGUAGAUAUGAAUGCAUUCUUUAAAGUUUUGCCUUGAACUACUAUAUCUGUAAUGUAGGAGGUGAAAGUGUGGGUCUGCUAAUUCUCACUCUGUUAAAAAAUGUGAUGUAAGCUGGGUAACAAUAUGGGUGUUUAUCAGUGAAGGCUAUUGGUAUUGAACAGCCAGUUGUUUGAAGGUUAUGUUUCGGAGCAGUAAUUGAAAUGCAAAAUAACAUUAGGAUCGAUGGUUAGCUUUGUUUAUUUAUGAAAUCAAUAUAGAAACCGUCCGUCACAGCAGCAGCUCUGAUUCCCACUGACAGCUUCACCAAGUCUUCUCUACACGGCCGGGGUGAGCCUUCACCCAUCACAGCUUUUAGGAUGAGUUUUUCUUUUUGUGUGGAUAAAAAGUUCAGGGUUGAUUGACAGUAGACUGCGAUCAACAUCAUGAACUUGAAUGUUAAAGACUGAUGCUGUGUUCACACUUAAUGGAACAGCGUCAGAAGAGAGAGAGAAAAAGAGAGUAGUACUAUCACUCGUCCCUUAUUUGCCCAGAGGAAAUAGAUGUGACCAAUAACCAGCCAUUAACAGGGUGGUGUACAGACAGACAGACUGACUGACUCUACAGGCCUAGUUUCUUUGUGCUGUGCAGAGAUUAUUAUUGAUGACUGCAUUUCUCUCUUGGCACAUAUCAAAUCUGCUUUGGUUAUAUCACAGCACUUUAAAAAAAAGAAGGAAAAAAAGGCAAUUCCCUUCAACAUUUAAUUAACUCACACAUUUAAUUUUUACUCUAUUAUUUUUAUUCCCGUCAUCGUGAUCCAGAAAUUAGAGCUGGUGAUGUGAUGGGGUAGUACGAAGAUAUUUUGUCAUUAAGGCAUUUUAAAUGUCCCCACUUUAAUCUAAGGCAGUCAUUUUACACUGUAUAUACACUUUUUUGUUGGAGCUUAGCUUGAUCCAAAUCAAUGCUCAUCUCUGUCCUGAUUUUCCCUCAGCCUGUUUUUAAAGUUACAAAUUCUCCAGAUCUUCUCAGUAGGUUUUAAUAAAAGUGAGAACAAACAAAAAGGAGACAACAAUUUAUUUCAGGCGUCAGGUCAGCAUUACAGAUCACGUUUGUGUGUUUGUGCAUGUGUUUGUUUGUCGGUGUGUUAUUGUUUACUGUGUGCUUUUUGUGUGUAUUUUCCCUGUCAGUCACAAAACAUGUUCGCAUUAAAAUGCCCCUUUAUGAGACCACCCCCACAGCGCUUAGUGCAAUCCAAUAGUCACACUGAGUGGCUGGUUGUUGAACCUGCCACUCGCAGUGUCCCUCCCUCUUGGUAUGUCCGCUGACUCCAGACCGUCGACUGAAUAAUACAGACAUGCUGAACACUGAAAUGUAUGUUUAGAUUGCCCCCUGAAGGAGACAUAUUAAUUCAGGAAAUAUCCCCAAAGUUUAAUUAUUCUUGAAUGGUGUGGUGGUGGACACUACCAUAUAAAUCAGUUAGGCCCACCCGCCUUUUUAUUACCAGCACUAUUUAUGGGGAAUGUGUGGCAGCUGGUAGAGAUGAGCCUGUAAAAAGCUAGAGGCGAUUGCUACGACUGUGUCUGCUGCUGUGGCAGACUGUCAUACAAAUACUGUUUUUGUGCAGCUUCAGUUCAUUUUGGAACCACUUGAAUUGUGUGCUGCAAAACAACAAUUUAAACAAGGAAAAUCGUGCAGAUUUUUACAUGAUGAUUAUGUUGUGUUAUGCUUGUCAUUUCAAUCUUACCUCCUGUGAACCUGUGUAAACAUUUACACUUUUGAUUGCAUUGAAAUGAUCCAGCAUACGUGACAAAGCGGCAAACACUGGCCUGUUAAUUUUGCCUUUUUGUUCUUGUUUAUGUGUGUUCAUCUGUUUGUGUUUGGCUCAUUUUCUUAUGAAAAGAACAAUUUAUGAUGACGGCAGGAUAAGCUCUUUGUUUUUUAGCAGGUAGAGUUCCACCCUAAACAAGGACGGCCUAUCAGAAGAAGAUUAAUGAAGUAAUUUCAUGCAUGGCUUUAUGCCUCCGUCCUCCUGUACGCACAGUCACUGUGUCUAAACCUGUGAUUUACACUGGACUGUGUUCAAUAGCCUUAACCCUUUAUAAUAAUAUUUCUUACUGUUUGUGACACACACACACACACUCACGCGCACGCACGCACACACACAUUUCUUUCAUAUCUUCUCUCUGAGACUGUGUCCCACAAAUAUCCAGAUGGAGAGGAGGGUUGCUUGGCUUGCACUCGUUUAAAAUUUUCCUGCUCAAGUUUCCAUCAUUCAUAUUUUAUAAUCCCUCCUCUUUAUUUUACAUAAGGAACCCCAUUGAGAGUACAUGAGAGGUGUGCUGUGGUUGAUAUCUGCUGGCUUUCCACAUAAUUUAUGGCUGUUAAACAAAACCAAGCCUUAAAACUGAAUUUUUAUGAGUCACUCCUACUGCACAGGUCAGUUUUUGCUCUUACUUAAUCUUUGAAUCCUUAAACCUGACGGUUUGUUCAGUAUUACCUUAAAACAGAUGUUAUUGCAAAGAAAUCAAGAUACAGUUAGACAGUGAGUAGUUAUAUUUUAACAAUGUGGAUUAAUAGAAGCAUCCUGAUACGUUAGACGCUGUGAUGAACGAUAACAUGCAUUUAAAAUAUGUCACAGCAUCUGUAAUUAGAAAGAGCAAAAAGUGCGCCACUAAGAUGCUGACACUUUAAUUUAAAAUAGAUUUAAAAAUGCAUCAAUUUUUCAUGCAUUAUCAUUUGAUAGCCUUACAAAAUGAAGAUGAAAAAUUUGAAGCUUGAAAAGUCAAAUAGUUGAACUUCUAUAGAGUGGAACUGUUAGAGUUCAUUUUGUUGUUGUAAUGAAAUAAUCAGCUUUACUUCAAUAUUGUGAAGUCUGUAUUGUAAUAUUGAUGCUAUUGUAUCAGUUACAUAUCACGCAAUAGUAGCUUACGUCUGAUGUCACAUGCAUACACACCAGAUUUGUUGAGGUUAACUCUUUUUUUUUUCCAGUUCAAAACCCUGAGAAUCAAACUUUUUUAAGGAUGGUUUUGGCCUGUAAUCGACUAUAAUGACUUUUUUUUUAAUUAUCAUGAACCAUUGUAGAUUUAUGUUGUUAAAUUAUACCAUGGCCACUUCAUUUAAUGGAUGUAAUGGAAACUAAUCUUUUCUAAUGAAAAGGCAGAAUUAGAAAUUUGAUCCCAAAUGUAAUGCACAGCAGACUCGACUUAUCACUCCACUUCUCUUUUUCAAACACUAUGAUGAGCUGUCUAAUUCUACAGGGGGCUUCCCCGCUGGGUCCUCAUCUGAUGGUUAACUCUUUGUUCUCCAUAGAGGGAAGUUUAGAGGACCGGCAGCUCUCUCACCUCCCCCCAGACAGCAGCUCUAUCAUUAGCCAUUUGCUUCCCUCAACAUCCUGAACUCAGCCUCUUAUAAGAACCAGAUCCGCCCAGAGCGGCCCAGACAGUUUACGUCAGACAAACAGCAGUGCCUGUAUCACAAAAGGCCCCUCUCUUUCCUGCCAGCAGCAUCUCUAGAACAGGAAGGAGCACGGAGGGGGAUCAAUAGAUGUGAUCUGCUUCUUGGCCUGCGCUAUCUUGUGGUGCCGCUGGAGCAUGAGGCUCAUGUUGUCGUAGUGGAGUGAGCUCAUGGCUUUAUAAAGACUACAGUGACAUCGCUGUGGAGCAGCUAAAUAUAAUCCUCUGCUGGAGACUGAAAAACUUAAUUGCCCAAGCCACAGAGCAGCUCACCCUCCCCUCCCCAGUGGUAACCCUGCACGAGCCCCAAGCCUACGGACUAUUGAUCCGGGGCCCUCGCUUUCCAUCGGUACGAUAAACACAGAUCUCUCUCAGUCCUCCCUCUCUCUCUUUCCCCCAUGUAUCACUUACUUUCGCUUUCCCUCUUUUCCUGUUUUUAGUCUCCUCGACUUCCCCUUUUGUUUGCCUCCAUAGAUCUGCACAUCAUAAAUCUCUGUCAGCUUCUCCUCAGUGUCUGGCAUAUCCGUUAAUAAGGAGGCCCCUCCCUCCGCUUCAGGUCCACACCCCUCCCUCCUCUCUGUGCAAGAGCCGGACUAAUGAAUGAGAAACUCCAAAAAUUAGGGGCCUCUCCCCUCAUAGAUUGGAAUGAGUCCCUCUGGAGAGCCGGGCUUGCCUCCAACCAAACCACAGCCAUUAACCAGCAACCCCCACACCCCCCCACCACCAUAUUUCCAUCUUUCAUAUUCUGUCUACUACACUAACACACACCCUCAGGCACAGACACACACGCAUGUCCCCCCAGAGUGUAUUUGCCCCUUAUUCCCCUGAUGGUCUUUACCCUGAAACCAGUUAGACACGGGGGCAUCCUCCAUAUUUCCACUAAGUGUUAGUUGUGCCUCUUAUAAAGUGUUAUGUUUUAAAUAUAUAUUUUUGCCCCCCUGAACACACACACAGAGGCAUGCUCAUUUUUUUGGGCGUGCUAAAUUUCAGCACGUUGCCUGCUCUCCUAAAAAUGACUCAUUGGCUGUGUGUUGGAGCGGUAAGAGGUGGCAGUGGCCCCUGGAGGAGAGGUCACCGUGGCAGCUGCCAGUAGGCUCUGGCUGUGGUGGAAAGGCUGAACCGGGUGGAGAGGAGGUCUGUCAGGAGCUAAUUGAGUUCGUCCUACCAGCGCUGACUCUGGGGCCAGUAGCUUAUCAGGCCACAUCGCCCGGGGCCUUCCAGACAGAUCUGCCCCUACUGGGGCAUCUGAUAUCACCAUCACCCUGCCUGCAGAUGUCAACCCCACCUCCUCCUCCACCCCCUUUCCUUCCUUUCCACUUAUCCAGUCUGAUCAGGUAGCCAGGAUGUGACACUCUGGGAGGUUAGCAAAUGUUAUAAAAUCGUGUGUUUUGGCAUCCGGCGGCCUUGAGAGUGAAAAGGACAUGAGAAAUUUACUCUAUAUUGUGCCGUAUGCUUCUGAUUCACACAUGAAACAGAGAGAGAGAGAGAGAGCGAGCUGUAGUCAUCCAGAGCGCAGUGGAGGAUGUGUCUCCUCCUGAAGUGAGCAGGAAGCUCUCAGCAGGAAUACUUACAAAUUGGCUCAAUUAGAUCCUUAAUGUACUGCCUCCUCACGAGUGUCUUCCAGCGUCCAGAAUUUUCGCUUGCAGGCGAGGGAAGCGUUAAGACGUACGAGAACGAGCGCUCCUAGGUUCUCCUCUUGGAAGUGAAGGAACAGCGAGUGUGAGACGAGCCGCCAGAUCAUUAGGCCAGCUAAUCCUGGUCACAGCAGCACCGGUGGAAUGAUAUUAGGGAUCUGAAAUGCUGUUAGGGGGGCCAGGUGGAAUCAGAUUAAAACCAAACUGCGCAGUGUGCGUUUGUGGGCCCAUAACCCACUACUCAGCAUGAAUUUUGAUCGGUACAAAGGGAACAAAAGGAGGAGGAACAGAGAGAGAAAAAGAGAGGGGAGAUACUGUAUCUUAGACGAGCAGUGCUCCUUUGGGCAGCCAGGCAGCAGAAUUUGAAAUGCUUUUACCUUGAGGAAGGAAGGAAGACAGAACUAUAGAUUUUCAGAAUCAAGGCAACCCUUUCCUGUCUGCUCUGUCUGAGAGGAGGGAUACAAGCUAAUUAGCACCUGCCCUGCAUAUUGAAUUAUUUAUUACGACUAUUGCUGCUGUCAGACUAUUUAAUGUUCAUAAUUCAUUUUCCCAUACAAUAGUACUUAUAGAUUUAAAUUGGACCUGUCCCAUUAGAGAUUACUAAUAUUUAUAGAAAUAUUUUAGACUGUUUGAUUAAUACGCCAGGUUCAAGUGGUUAGUAUUCCCUCAGUAUCAUUAAUCAAUAUAUGCAGGCUUGUUAAAAACAUAAGCAUAGCAGUGGUAUAAUGUGUCAUAGCAGAAUGAGUUAAGGGAGAUUCUAGCCAGCACAUUUAUUAUAAAUGACCACAUAGAGCUGGAGGGGAAACAGUUAAGACACUUAUGCAAUUAUGCUAAGUGUCACCCUGAGGAUGCCCUUUGAACCGGGGUUAAGCUUACUCUGAAUUUGUGAAAUAAAAGCUAAAUGGAGCCAUCUUGGGCGCCUGCGUUUUAAUAUAUAGCCCUUAAUAAGCCAAGUGCAGGUGCCCUAUCGCACAGGUGCAUAUAUCCAUCUGAGACAGAGAGCAUAAAGCAGAUGAACACAGAGCUGUGGAUUAAUUUAUGGGGAUGCAAUCUGCAUUCAUUAUCAAGAGCGGUGUCUUCUAUUUGAGAAAGGCAUGGAACGAAUUCACUUUUUCCAAGUUCUGUCUGCGUGUGUGCAAGUAGAUGAUUUUUAAAACAGUAAAUCUGUGUGACAGCCCAGAUCUCAUCAGUAGAAAAACACAUAGUUUUUUCAUUGUUUAAAUCCAAGGAUAGAAACUGUAACAAAUGUUGUGUAUCCGUUUUUAUGGUGAGGGGUUUUAUAUCGCAAGAAUUCCAUAAGUGCUGAAGCAAAGGGCUUAUUCCACAAGGUCAACGGUUUUAACAGGGGGCAUUUUUUUAUUAUUUAUUUUAGCAGUUAACCUUUUUGUGAAUUUCCAGAAGUGGUAGGCACCUGGAGCUCCGAUGAAUAUACAUGACAGCAGGGAGGGAAACCUGGGAAUGAGAUUUAAUUUGACAUGCUGACCCCCAUCUCCACGGGCCCAGGAAGCCUGGGUGAGAAAAUAAGGUUGACCCACUGACCCCUGGGCCUGAACCCCUCUGUCACCCACCCUCACAAUUAAAUCAGCCACGGAGAGCAAGAGGCAGUCCGGCCAACCAAUAGGGGACAUAACUGAGGCCUUUGGUUUCCUGUUUCCUCCAAAGCAUCCUGAGACAGACAGCCAUCGUCCAAUCAGGCAGAAAGAGGGAACAUCCCCCUCUCCCUGUGCUGAUGGUAAACUGACAUGUCAAAUAUGUAAACAUUAGCAUUAGUUGGCAAUAUGCUAAUGGAGCUAAUGUGCUAAGGCACAACUUGGGCUGUCUAGCUGCCACUCAGAAGAAGCCCCUGUGUCUGAAUUUGCAUAAGCCAUGCAAGGCUCAAUUUUGUUAAUGCAGGCAAGUGCAGGUGACCUUUCACCCUUCCAUGGUACCUAAUGCAAAGGGGUGUGUGUGUAUGUAAGCGUGUGACCUCGCCUUGACCGUAUGAGGUCAGGAAGUCUACACUGCCUCCCCAACACAUCAAGUUAUCCCUCCCCUUUACCAGUGCACCCCUUCAGCUCACUCAAUUUACUGACCAAAAAUAACUUGUCCUGGCUAAGUUUUCCCCCUGUUGUUCUCUGUGUGCAAUUUCAAGUUAAAGGUUAUGGAGCAGAGACUGAAAAAGAUUUAUACGGCGAAAACGGCUUCAGAGUGCAUUUCGUGGCCACAGCUCGAAGGCUGCACUUUAGUCUGCACACGUUACAGCAUCAUAUUGCAUGUACUCCAAAAUACAGUUAUUAGGCAGACAGUGAAAAAGUCAAUACCUUGCCAUCGUGUUUCCUUUUGGUUGACUGCUGACUCAAGGAGACAAGCCAAGGUCCACUUCGCUCCCUAAACUAUGGAGAUGCUCCUGACUUGUUGUGCUUUGUUUGCCUGUGUGCACUUGCCUGUUAAGUUAUUUGAGUGCUCUCUCUCUUCUCCACAUCCUUUCCUGUCUUUCUUUGUAUUUGAAUUGUUCUGGCAUUUGUGUAACGAUGUGUGCACAGUGUGUGUUUGUACAUUGAAGGGCUGUUUGCUGCCGCGGUGUGCAGAUAAUGUAGCACUUACAACACGCCUUCUGGUUUGAACCCAAAUAGAUGACCUGAAAACUGUAGAAAUGCAAUUGAAUAAUUAUUGUAAUAUGGCUUUAAAUUUGUCGGGACAAUGUAGGAAUUUGUGUAAAACAUGAAUGUUCAGAAAUAAAUCUUUUUCUUGAUGGUUUCUGCUCUAGAAAAAUAUGAGUUGUUAGAUACUUGUCAAUGUCAGGUUUUCUUUGAUUGAAUCAAGUACUCAGAAACUGUAAUAUAGUGAGUAAUUAAAAGAAAAGACUCUAAAAUGCCUGCCUUGUCAUUAAAUCUUUAUAUUUUGCACUAAACAUCAAUCCACUUAUUUGCUGUUUAUGCAUUUCUGCCUCACUGCUGGUUGAUGAAAUCCACAUUUACUCUCUAAAGACCUUAACUAAUCAUUCUCCUCUUCUCCCCUCAUUUUCCUUCCCCCUCCCUAUCCCACCCCAGGCUGCUGAAUAGAAUGGCGGCUGAUGACCGGCACCUACCCUCCAGUUGUGGGUCCUACAUCAAGACGGAGCCAUCCAGUCCCUCCUCGGUCAUCGACACAGUCAGCCACCACAGCCCCAGCGGCAACUCAGACGCCAGCGGCGGCUAUGUCAGCACCAUGAACAGCCACUCCAACGGUCUGGACUCUCCACCCAUGUUCACCCCCAAUGGGCUCGGGGCCGGCUCCUGCCGCAAGCGCUACGACGACUGCUCCAGCACCAUCAUGGAGGACUCGUCCAUAAAGUGCGAAUACAUGUUGAACUCCCUCCCCAAGAGGCUGUGCCUGGUCUGUGGAGAUAUAGCCUCGGGGUAUCACUAUGGGGUGGCCUCUUGUGAGGCCUGCAAAGCCUUUUUUAAAAGGACAAUACAAGGUAUUUUUCCCCUCUCAGUACAAGAUAUUUCAUCCCAUGUUGCUGCAUCACCAGACAUAAAACACCCUCAAUACAAGGCACCUUUGGCCUCACAACAACACUGAAACAUACUCAGUCCAGGCGGUUUACUAUGUAAAAAAAACUCACUGGAGUGUGAGAAAUGUUGUCUCUACCUCAUGAGACUUAAAACCUCCACAUGAAAAUCACUAUUUUUGAUGUUAUUACACUGAACAACUCCUUAUUACUUCAGGCUCAAUAGAGAUACUUUCCAAUAAUAUGCAUUUUAAAAAAGCUUGACUGUACCAGCUGAAAUACAGAGAAAUACGAUCGUUUUAGGACAGGACAGAUCAAUUCUGUGGGCAUGAUUAGAUCAUCAGUCAUGGUUGCCGGUGUAUGGUGGACAUGACAUCAUCACUCAGAGGUCAGAUUUGGUGGGAGGUGGGGGCUGUUUGCCCAGAUGCCUUAGGGGGGCUCGGAGAACAUAUUUUAUUAUUCCUGUCAUGUUUGUUUUUGUGUGUACAUGUGUGUGGUGGGACUGGGGUGUGAUUGGCUAUCUGCUAGGCCUGAUGUGUCACAGCUUCUCAUUAGAGAGGCAAUGAAUGGCCCCCCACUGUGAAACUGUGCGCUCUGCUUCAGAUUAAUCAGGAAGCCGGAGAUAUUGUUGAGCUUAAAAAAUCUGCACAACAGGCACAGCUGCUCAGGUCUGUGCCGGCUUAAAAAGAAAGUACGUGCAGUGGAUAAAUAGAUUAAAUAGGUUAUCGGUUCAGGCUUGGUAAGAUGCUUUGAACACAGAAACUUGAUUUUUAAAGUAAAUGAAUCUGAUAUCAUUUAUCUUCUUCUCUCUGUACACUUUCAUCCGCAAAUGAUUGCAGGCAUUAUAUGUAGAGCAGGCUGCUUGUCUGGAUGAUAGGUGUUGAUUUUGGACCUUACAGCCCUAUCAGCUUUAGACAGUCUAUGUACCUUUUGCAGGCAAACAAAAGCAUUAGGCCAAAUCCUCCUGUUUACCCAUGCUGCCAUCAGCAAUCCUGUCUAUUGACAAAAGAUGAACAUUUUCUCUCAAGUAACAUAACUGGGCUUUUGUCCCCUCACUAAAAGUACACUGACGGCAACACAAUGGAGCAGAAAAGAGGCAUCUGGGGAAGAAAGAGAUGUCUUAAGUGGAGCAAUGGCUCAAACAAUUAAGAGAAAGGUACAUGGGAAAAAAGAAAGCUCCUCUUUUUCCCCUCCUCACUCUGCAUUGACGAUUUGAAAUCCCUCUCUUUCUCUUCUUGGAGGGCUGCCUGUAAUGGAGCUAAUCUGCCGUCGUUUGUCCGAGCCACAGGAGUUUUGUCAAUAACAAUCAGCGUUUGGAAAGUGUAAUUAAGGCCGAGGCUUUUCAUUAGGAAGAAGGGAGGGGGCUGUCUCCAGGGACGGGCAUGCCAAUUAGAAACUCAGGCACGCGUCGCCGGGUAAUUUCAGGGAAAGGAGGGGAAAAAACCCAGGACUUCUUUAGAUUGGAGAGGGACCCUGCUGCUCUUUCAGAGGAGAGGAGGGGAGGCUUAAUGGCAUAAUAAUCAGACAGGGGUCCCAGGAAGAGAAGGCAGGAGGAUGUAGGGAGUUUUUUGAGGGGGGUGGGUGAACACUUCCCAAAUGAUAAAAGAAACACAUGCAGGAUUGCUGGAGGAAAACAGAAGCGGUAAAAAGCAGGAUGUAGAGCCCUUGAAAGAAUGAGAGGGUGCUGUUGAUGAGAACUGAUUAAUUAAAGGAAUAACGAGGCAGUCAAGGGUGGAGUGUGAGACGGCCCUCUCUAAUGAGAGGAAAACAAAGGAGCUGUCUUUUCCAGCCCUUUAUCACAUUGUUCUUUAGCACUCAGGGCAAACAGCACGCUAAGUUACUGUUAACCGUGUACAUGACGGUUUCUUUGCCACCUUGACACAUUCGUUGAUAUUGUUUUGAAAAUUUUAAAACGUUAUCCUUCAAAUUUGUUGAAUUUCUACUAAAAAACUGUCGGAUUUUUUUCUCUGGGAAAUAUAUUAUUUCUGUUACAUCCUGCUUUGGCCCAUGCUCCUCCAGCUGAUGCCCUUUCCUCUUCAACAAAAGCAGAAAGAAAAUCCAUCUCCUGUCACCUAUUCAUCCAGUGAAAAGCCCCUUGAACUCUUACGUGGAGAUAGUUACAUUAGUCAAGGCCAGGCCCAAAUUAACGUCAACCUGGAUCUCCAUCCAUCCCUGAAAUACCCCAGUUCACAGUGCGCUCUAAUCAUCCCCCCUGUUCCUGCACCUCAUGUGCCCCACCAAUCAAAAACAUAAAUCUCUUAUUGAACCGUGUUUUCUUCCCAUUUUGAACCCAAGUGUAAAAUUGCUUGAAAACCAACUGAACUCAGUGGCCCUCUUUUAUAUGAAGUAAUAGACCUUGACAGUAAGCCUGUAAAAGUCAGUUUAGAUUUUGAUGAGAAAUACCUGCCAUUUUACUGUAAUUUACUUACAAGACCUGACUUUCCCCUCUGUGCCCUGGCAUGGGUCCUGAAAAGCCAUAAAAUAGAUUGAGACAGAUACUUAUCAAGAGAAGAAGGAGGGAAAUCUUUUUCUUCUCCCUUCACUCUGUAAUGUUAUUGGUAACCAUACCAUAACCUCUCUAAAGAUAGAUAAACCAGAGCAUGGCCCUGGGGUUAAAGGAACUCCUGCCAGUAUGCUUCAUUUCUGAGAGUGAAACCGGCCAUACUAUCAGUCUAUGAGCCACUGUGUCCAGGCAUCAUUUUUAAAUGACAGGGUUAUUGCAAAACAUUUUAUAGGCUGACUCUUGAAAGUUUAGAUAUUUAAUAAAGUAUUAAAAGUGCAAAUGUAGUGUUAAAAUUCCUGUUUAGUAACGGCUACAUUUAUGUAAUAUUUUCUUUUUUUAUUGGUGUUGUGUUGCUACAUAAGAUAAAAACAAAACCUGUUUGCUUUAACUCAUUUAUCUUUUCUAGAGCUAUAAAUUCAUACAAAUCAAACACAUUUUAGCUCCUUUGAAUAGAAAUUGUCGCAUACUCGCAUGAGAAGUUUGUUUGAAUUGAGACAAGAAACGACUAAUGGGUGCAUUUGGAAAUAACAGUUACUCUCACCAAGACAAGAAAUACAAGACAAAUGGUUACUUAGUCUUACGGUUAAACGCGGUUAAAAUACUAAUUUCAAUUAGAAAGUGGCAAAAAAUUCAAAUUGAGAAAGAAACUUGUUACCUCUAUAUUUAUUUUAAGUGAAAAUGAAUUUAAGCAUUUGAGAGUUUGUCUGCAGUCUGUAUUAAAUAGAUAUAAAAAUGAAGUUUUGUUUAUGUCUCUCUCCAUGUCUGGAUUAUACAGCAGAUUGUGCCUUUGAUAUCGUCCCUAGGAUAUUGUUCUCAUUCCUCAUUGGGGCUAAUUUAGGUCAGAGUAUAUCGCUAACAAGAUUAGCUAAGAGGUGUAAGUCGUAUUUAAAGCAGGAUUUAGUCUAUGUGUAUUGAUACUUAAACAUUCCCCCUCCUAAAUAUAAACCAAAAGCAGAGAUGAGAAAUUAGUUGAGCUGCGUUGAGCUAAGAGAAGCCCCUCUGACAGAACAUCAGACACAUGGAGAGCCGUAUAAGACAGGUGGACAUAGUAGUGUGUGAACGUGUGUUUGUUUUUGUUUCUGGAGUGGUUGAUAUCAAAGGGCCAGCUCUCUCUGCCAGCUACCAGGUGUGGUUUGUACACGUGCCCCCCUGAAUAAGAGAAGGGAGGGCGCAGAGAGUAAAAUAGCCCAUAAACAACACGUCCUCAGGGACACAGGGUCAACCGUGCAGGCAAACUUGCAACAUAGCAUGCAAAUGCAAUAUGAUUUUUCUGUUUUAAAAUGAUUAAAUAAAAGGAUUGAAAUGAGAAGUUAAUAUUUUUUUAGAUAUGCAAUCAUACCCCCCGUUGCUGAUUGGUUAGUGUGUAAUGAAAAAGCAAACUAAAAAGACCUACGUGAAUUGAUUCCAGCACAGGGUGGCACUGAUUACCUCCUCCCAGCAUAUGGGAAAUGGAUAGGAUUAUUAUGGUCUGGUUCUGCUAAGACAACAGAGAAAACAGAGAGAGGAAAGACAAUCAGAGCUCAUCAGCCGCUUCCCUCACACCUUUAUUUACCCCAAUCCCAAAGAGAUAAGGAGAAUUAGCAUAAUGAUUUCUUAGCCAGAUAUAAGGAGGAAUUUCUAAUUAUUUAUAACAUCUUGGGACCCUCCACUUGAUCUGUCCAAUAAUGUUAACAUAAUUGCAUAAGUUGUCAAAGGAUGUUGGAGGGCUAGUGGGGGAACGCCGGUGGAAUAUUACACAGCUUCUGUCUCUGUACAGAAAUAUGGAGCGAGGGUCAGAGCCGAGGAGCAGACUCAGGAUGGUGGGAUGCAAUCCUAAUGUGCCUGUGUGUGUCAGUUAACACAAUGCAAAUUAAAGCUUUUUAAAAUAGCUCUUUCUGUUAAAAGAGUUUGUUUGAAAUUAAGAAUUUAUUUUCUGCAGAAAGAAUAUUUAAUGACGUGUUUUGUGGACAAAGAACAGAGCCAGUACAAUGACUAAAUUACAUUUUUACUCCAGUUAUCUGUUUAUUUAACUAGAGCAACAAUGGCAUAAACUGAAAUGUUCAAAAUAUCAAUGUCAAAAGCUUUGAAAGCCAAAAGCCCUUUGAAAAUAAAGAUAAUUCAAAUUCCUCAGUUGAAGCGCCCAUUACAUUGAAACCCUUUAUUGAACCUCUGGAUACAGUAAAAUGUAGGGAAUCCGACCGGAGCGAGGAGCUGCCUCACAUAUCUGCCCUUUCUGUUGCUAAUGCUAGAGUCGAGCGCAACCAGCUCUUUUAUUGUGUAGCAAUGAAACUCUUUUUCAAUGCUGUGUCCUGGAAUCAGACGCUGCAGCUGAAUAAUGCAUAAAGCCUCUUGCCUGUACACUAUGUAAAUAGUCAACAAUGGCAACAGUGGUAACAACAGGUUUGGGUCUGCAGGAGUAUUAUGUAAAGUGGUCGGGGGCAGUGUGUCUGGCUCUCCGGCUUGCUAUUGAGGCAGUUUCAGGCCCCUCUGAGCACAGGGGGACACGGCCUGCGCCUGGGGGCCCGGAGGGGACAUGCACAGAAUUAAUGAGGCCAAUUUAGUGUUGGACUAGGGUGGCAUCUACUGAUGGGUCCUGAAGGACUAUUGUGGCUACACUUCCACUUGCCUACCCCCACCCUUUAACUCUUACUCUAGUUUCUCCUCCUGCUGUGGCCCUCAGUGCUGUCAAGUUACCGAAGAAAACCUCAGCCACAAUGCAGAGAGGGAUUUUAUGUGAAACUGUAUGGUAAACAAUUGACCAUUUUGCGGGAGAUGAUUUAUUAUCAGCCAUUUAAAGUGGUUGUUAUGUCUGUGGCAGCUCAAAAUUCACUGUUGGGUUUUGUGUUUGGCCAAAUUAAAUGUCUCCCCCUUGUAUAUUAAAUAAAUGUUUUAGAGUAUAUUAUUUUUGAAGCCUGAAUAAACUGUGUUCUUCCUCUCCCCAGGUAACAUAGAGUACAGCUGUCCUGCCACAAACGAGUGCGAGAUCACAAAACGGAGACGCAAAUCAUGUCAGGCUUGUCGCUUCAUGAAAUGCCUCAAAGUGGGGAUGCUCAAAGAAGGUAAGAAGAGUAAGAACAUUUUUUUUAUUCCUGCACCCACAAAUAAACAUACCGUAGCCUAAUUUUCACCACUCGUGCAAAUUUAGAAGCAACAGUUCCUUUCAUAGCUAAGCUGCCAGCUGUAAACGCCAACAACACACACACACACACACACACAAGUUCCCAUGAUGAAUGUUUGAACUGCUCAGAGUCACAGAUUUUCUUUUCUCACCAGUCCAGAUUAAGACAUACAUACAACUGACCAGCCUCGACACCAGCUCCCAGCCCCCCUGUCCUCCCCUUACCCACACAGCAGUAAAUAAUGUGCAGUUGAGCUGGGGACAGAAAUAUGCUGAAUAGGUUGAUCCUGCAGUCUGAGUAAUAGAAUUGUAACAGUAUUCCUGCUGGAAAGGCUCAGGCUGAGUCCCUGAGCACACUCUGCACGGUCUCCGCUCUCCCCGGCAUAUUGAUCCACUAAAUGUUUUCCGAACAUCUCGGCUCUCUUCCUGUGGAUGGCUUUUUUAAAGUCACGCCAACAGGGAAUUCAGUGACAAUUAAACAUGCUUCCGAUGGAUUUGUCUGGCUGCCCCCACCUCCCCCCUGAUGCCAGGGACUGAGCCCCCUGGGACCCCGAGGCCCGGGCCGUCUUCCGGGGAAGAUACCUAUCCAUUCUCCCUUUCCUUGUUGCAUUCUCUCCUACCUCUCUCUGUCUCUCUCACUCACUUGUUGGUUGCUUCAGAAAGGCCAGACAAAUGAAUAAUGAAAGAUAUGUGGCUGGGAGGUGAAGUGGCAGUGUAAUAUUUAUUCAAGCCUCCUCUGGGAGUAGCUCAGAGACUCUGUAAGAAAACAUGUUUUCCUCAAGUGCUGAUGACUAUGGGUCAGGUAGCACUUAUGUUGUGCUAAGUAUGAAGGUCUCCGAUUGUUAUACAGUUGUAUAAAUGCCCUCUGAAAUUCUCUGUUAACUUCCACUUUUAAGUUCUCUGUUAAACUCAGUGCAGAAUAUAUUUCCCACUAUUAUUCCCCCCCCCAUUAUUCAUGGGAGAGUGGGAUUUAUAGAUGCAUAUACAGUAUAUCCAGUCACCACCUGAAGCCAGAGUCACAGCCUGUAUGGAUCUCUGCUCAGUAACAGAAUCCCCUGGACUGCAUGCGGCCAGAUAAAGCGGGAGUGCCAGAAAGACAGAGUAAUCGCAUUACUAUCUGAUGAAAAAUUUAUGCCAAUAUAUCAUCUUGGAGAAUAAGAGACUACAAAAAUAUGUAGCCGGGGCUAUAAAUGAAUGACCAGUGUCAGGUCAGAGUAAAAAGAGUGUAAAACUGAAAUAUGCAGGCUUGUGCUAAGUCUGAGGGUCUAAUGCACACUUCUGUGUAUUCAGCACCUUCACAGAAUAAGAAUGACCCGGCUCUUUUAUAAAGCAGCCGCUAUCAUCACUGCAUUGUUACUGUGGUCACAGACUCCUUGAAGUCCUGUGCAAGUGUUGUUAAAGAUCCCUUCUAAAACAAAUUAUUUCUUUUACCAUAAAAAUUACAAAUCAAAUAUUUUACACAGACCAAAGAGAAAAGCACAUUCUGUGUAAGAGCUCUGCUUCAAGGCCCGAGACUUCAAGUGUUACCAAGACAAAGUGACAAAGUGGAAAAGAAAGACACAUGGUCUGAGUCCACAGUAAGCUCCAUGAAGCCGUCGGCUCAACGCCACGCUCAGGCCCAGGGUAAAGAGAUGGCCUCCGCUCAUGUGACUGAGGUUGCCUCUAACUUUCAUUACUGCAAAAAGGUCACAUUGUGUCUCAAUGGAAAAUCGCCUAAUUAUAACUUAACAGCUCCUACAAGGUGCAGCACUGCCCCCCAAUGAGACAGAAGAUUAAACCCAUUUCUGCUUCUGUUAUGAUAACAUUAAUACUAUUGUCUCUCUGUAAAAUUAAAGUCAGAUAUUCACACUCUUAAAAUCCAUUGGUUAGGAUACCCACUUAACCCAAAAGCUACACUCAGCUCAUCCAUAUCUCCAGUUGUGGUAAGAGGUGCGAGGUAAAUGGUCUUCUAAGAUCAGCAGCCUGAUUACAGGAGGCCUGCCUCAACCCCGUGUCGAGUCGCUGUACUUUCCCUCGACUGUAUAAAGGAGGAAGUGAUCAAUAGAAGAAUCAAAUGUCAGGGGCAACAGGUUUUUCCUCUGAUCAAUGGAAACGGAUCAGAGCUUAGAGGAGGAGAGAAGACAAGAUACUUUUGAGAGAUUACAUUGACUUCAUUCAGUGGCAGUUUCUCCUUGCACACACUUCCUUUCUACCUUGCUGACUGACACACACAUCCCAUAACUUUCACACUAGUGCAAAAAAAACCAAACCCUUAUUUCUGGAAAAUUAGAUGCUAAAUCGUAUCCUCGUAACCAAAGAUAAUAGCUUCUUGUUCCAUUAUCCUCAUUGUAUAAUGUGUGUGAAGGUAGAAAGUGUCUUCUCUUAUUGUGACAGAGCAGUUGCUCACUCAUGAACAUUUACAGAACAAAGGAGCAAAGCGUGUCUACACUGAUAUACUAUACACCUCUCAUUGUUCAGCCGACUGGCAUGCAGAGAACAACCACAUCCCACAAUAGCCCCAUCACAGUCACAUACACAACAUACAGGACAUACGCACAGACAGCACUCACAUGUAAAGGCUCUGAAACACUAGACAUGUAAGUGUUCACGUGUGUUGCAGGCUGUCUGUACAAGUGAAACAAAGACACUGCUUCUUAAACGAAAUACCGGCGAAGUGAAGAAGAAGUUUUUUGUGAGGCAAUAGAAGGUGAAAUAGAAUUACGUGCAGUUUAAGUAUGGAUUUGUCUUUUCAAUUAGCAGUAGGAGCAGCAAUGUCAGCUCACAGGGGAUAUUGUAGCUAACCUGUAAAUGGAGUAUGUGACGAGGGUGUCAGGAUGGCAGCCCCUAGGGUCAGCAAGAGGGGAGGGGGCAAUGCGUGACAAUUUUUCCGCUACCCUCGCUCAUCACCACUUGUGAUUAAAAAUGCUGCAACACACUUACAAGUAUGCAAAGCUGGCAACAGGGGCCCUUUGAAAUAGUGCUGACGGCAGUUUAGCGGGCGGCUUCCUUGAAAGGCAAGGUUCACCAUGCCUUGCCAUGUGGCCUUCUGAUUUUCCCAGCUAAAAUAGGGUCCACCUAAGCCCCCCUUGGCAUUGCCAACCAUCCCAGACAUCCUGACACUUUCCCCAGGGAGAGACACCCUGAACAGGUGAGGGACUCAAAAUAAGGGCCCCUUCCACGGCCGGCCACACAAAGUGAGUGAAGACAGGCCCUUUUGUAGGAGGGUGCUUGGAAAGGGAUUAUUAUUGUUUUUGGAGAGAAAGAGGAGCCCUAGGUCAGCUGGCCCCAGCCCCCACCCUGAGGCCUGUGCUAAUCCGUGCACAAAUGCCAGCCGCCUUGGCCAAAAGCCCUCUCUCUCUGCACCCUGCUUUGAAGAGGCGAUACCCGAGCUCACCCGCUGCUCCCCUCACCGCACUGUGUGGUGGGCCAUAUAACGGUGUGAUGUUCAGCUCUAUUUGCACAUCUAUAACACAUCUACUGUUUACUUUGGAGGGACCGCUCAAGAGCUAUGGGUGUCACAUGAACCUCACAAAGAUCUGCAAAAAGUCUAAACCUCAGUGCCUGAUGGAAUGAGGGAGUAAAUCAGUCUAGCUUCACAAAAUCACUCUCUCUUCCUCUCUCCCGUUUCUGGCCCUGUUGGACAGUAAAAUGAGACAGGUUAGUGCCAAGCUUUAAUUCCUGUCAGCAUCUGUUAAUUAUGGCCAGGACUGUUCUAAUUAAAAGAGGCACCCAUCUACCUUCAUCGCUGGCUUUGCACCGCCUCACACAGCCACAUGACUCAACCAGCAGAGAGGAUCACUGAAAGCAGAAGCGCAGCCACCUGGCAGAGUCCGAGCUCAACGCCAGCGCCGGAAGAAACCGUAGAAAGGGAUGACAUCACGUUUGACAAUGAGGGGAAUUUUCCACCCCGACAGUAACAGCAGCAACAUCUCAGCUGAGUUGGAACAUUUCUAAGCACCUAAGCCUGAGCAUCAAGUGGAGCCUGUUUAAAGACUUUCCUUAAGAUGCCUUCACAGAAAAAAAUAAUCUUUCCGUGUUACAGUCAGAAUUGAAAUCGUCAUGGUGAGUGCAUGUGUAAAGUAGGGGUAGUAGUUGCCACCAGAUGAUUCCCUGGUGCUUGCUGGGAAGGAUGAGGCUCCAAUGGGAAUUGGGGGUAAUUAGGUUAGUGGGUUGUCAGUGUCAGGAAAUUGAAAGACAAUCCUAAUCAGAUUUGAGUUUCUUGGGAAUCAAAUCAUUUAUAUUAGUAGAAAAAAAUCUCUGUUCUUCAGAUACAUUAUGAAAGGGUUUGAUAAAUAUUUGAUACAUGCAGCGAGUGUAAGGGGUAGCAGCCUUAGCUUUGUAAAAUAAAUGUCAAAAAUCAAGAGGAUAUUUUGCAUAAAUCCACGGUUGAAUUCCUCUUUGCUAAAUGAAGGCCACUGCUCCUAUCUUACAUCAUCUGAUUUUGCUUCUCAUCCCCGUUCCCCGAGCGACCUCCAAUCACGUUGCAUGGGACACAUCCAAACUCAUCCCCUCCAAGAGCACUCGCUGAUGGGCAAAUUGUAUUAGGCUCAUUUGCAGUGGCCACACAAUGCCCAGGUUUGACACCGUCCUCCCUGUUAUAAAGUGAUGAAAUCAUCAAGGAAGUGCUCUGGCUGCGGGUGUUUUGUUCGCCCAGAGGACGCAGGCAGCUGACAAAUUAACUCCUCCUCCACCGCAAGCAUUUCAUUGAGCCUUUUCUCAUCCCCCCUUUAGUAUUAAAUUUGUUUGGGGGGUUACAUUAUGCAUGUAAAGUAAAUUGAAGGGAUUCUCCCUCCUGACAGGAUUAAGAUAUCAGGGGUAUUUAGGCUGUAAGGCAGCAGUGGGGAUGGAUGAUAGAAAUGUUUGCAUACAAUUGCAUUAAAUAACCAAAUACCUGCCGGGUGGUAUCAAAUAAAUAGAAACAGUGUAGAUGAAAUAUUUUAACUAUGUUGAAAAUUAAUAGAAAAGAAAAGACAUCCAAAUGGAAACAUCCUUAUCAAAUAAUGAGAUAAUAAAUAACUUAUGUUAUGAUGAGGCUGGCUUGACAUUUACAGUAUCAGUGUGCAACCUAGCCCUCUAGCUGUGGCUGGGGGUGAUAAGGCCUUAGUGCUACUCCUGUGAAAGAGGGGUGAAAUAAGGGUCUUUUAUGGGAAAGCAAUACCUAGUUAUCUAUCUGCAGUGUGACAGCACAGGGUUUGUUCAGUGUGUGUGGGACUGUGUCUUUGCUUGUAUGCUGGUUAAGUUUCUUUUUCCGGACAGUGAAGACCACACACCUGAGCUCAAAAACACACACACAUACACACGCACACACACACAGGCAAAGAGGUAUGUAGCUGGCAGCUAAUUAGUAUGCAGUCUGCCUCACCCCAAAAGCUAAAUAAUUAGAGGGCCAGUCUGUGAGAUCAUUGACCCUGCGUUAAAUAUUCAUAUGUUUAGACCUGCUCUGGGCUCAGCUGUGUCACAGUAGACCAGCCAGGCAUGGACCACAUAUGGGAAGGCAGCCGUGCUGCUGACACAUCAGUACACACAGACACACACUAAUGUCACAAUGCAUACGCACAAAAAAAAAAAGGAAUCAGCAAACGCACCUCUGCUUUCACAGAUAAACCCAUACAGAAAUGAUUCAUCACAGCGCAACAGAAGAAGGAUUUUUUUUAACACACAAAGUCAUUUUUUAAUGUAUUUGAUGUUCCAUAUAAUUUAUAACUCAGUGUAGAAAUAAAACCUUCCUUGUCCACCUUGUCAUUUCUAAACCCAGGGGUUCGCCUGGACCGUGUGCGAGGGGGCAGACAGAAGUACAAGCGGAGGUUGGACACAGAAAACAACCCUUACCUGGGCUUGACGCUCCCCCCUCCCACCAAAAAACCUCGUGAGUACUCCCCCAUCACUUACCCAUUGUCUCCCUCCGUCGCCACUCCUCCUCUGCCAGGACACCUCGCAGGUAAAACUAAGGUGGCGCAUAAGGUCAGACUGAUGUUUCCCCUCAUGUUUGGACAGUUAGGAAUACAGAGGUCAAAAAUGUAGCUUAGGUAUAGUUCCCUCAGUAAGUUAGCACUGAAUUAUGGGAAAUGUAUAAGAUGACCGAUAAAAUGUCGUCAGGGUGCUCGAGGACACCUUCACACAUAUAUUUUUUACCCACUUGCAUGCAUUCUGUUGGGAUGAGAGCUUUUACUGCCUCCAAUUCACUCGCACAAAUUCAACCCCCAUACACCAGUUUGCAUAAUGAGAGAGGGAAGGAAACAGCGGAAAAGAGAUCACAUUUUCACCUCUGUUUUUCAAUGUGAUGCAUCUUAGUGCCUGAAUGAGCUUUGCCACUAUACGACCCUUUACCUCUGCUUUGCUCUAACUCCCCCUCCUCCUUCCUCCUCUAUCCUCAGUUACAAAGAUAGUGUCUCACCUGUUGGUGGCAGAGCCCGAGAAGAUCUACGCCAUGCCUGACCCCACCAUGCCAGAGAGUGACAUCAAGGCUUUGACCACGCUGUGCGACCUUGCUGACCGUGAGCUGGUGGUCAUCAUCGGCUGGGCCAAACACAUCCCAGGUAUCAAACAAGUUAUUCUCGCUUCUUUCUGCUUCUUUUACGUAUAAAAAAGCACUUUUCCCUUUUAAUUUAGUUUUCCUCUGUCUCUGCCACACUCUGUACCGAUAAACAUGCAAGCAUAGAGAUAAUUAAUGACAGCAGCUCAUACAGCCUCUGGGUGAAUGGGGUGGAGGGGGUGCAAAAUGGACAUAGCUGUGCAAGACAAAAAUCAAUAGAGUGCAUCUAAAACCACUGCAUUGAAUAGAGAGAGGGACAGUGCCAAUGUAUGUUGUGAUCACCAGGGAGAGUCAGAACAGAGUUAGGGAUCUGCCCAAUCAAACAACACAUCAUAUCACACACACACAUCUGCACACAUGAACGCACAGGAGCACUAGCACACACACACAUUGAAUUAUUGAUGGGCAUAAUCAUGUUUCUUCCCUGCCCCAUAGGCAUUCUGAUAGACGAGGUGUUAGGUUAUAAGAGGCUGUUGAAUUAAGGAUACAGCACCUCACGUCAGCAGAGAUUUUGCUUCCUUCAAGAGUUUUCCUCUGAUUUUGACGGAGAACACAUUGUUUAGCUGCUUGUUUUUUUUGCAACCGAGGCAGAUUCUCCUUGAUCUUGAGCUUGACCCCCAUAACUCUAUAACAUUACGGAGCUGUAGGGAUGGAGGGGUAACAAACUAAAUGAAUGUGUCCCUUAGCGGCACCCCUGUAACCCCUUCUUCUCAUCAACAUAACUCGGACAGGCACAGAGCUGUCAGCUUUCAGGAGAUAGGCGACACUGCCGCGGCUCUGAUGUACUCACACACACUGUCGGCCUUUCUCUUACACUACCAUACAAAAGUGUGCUCAUGCUUUGUGGUCUUAUCUGUUUUUUUUUUUUUUCAGAUGAUUAAUUUCAAUCCCAAUUCUCAUAUUGAAUAGGUUCAUUUGUUUUUAGCAAAGUGAAGUGGACUCUGGCUGACCUCCCUCGGGCAGGUGCAUUUUGUACUGUAAAGGUAUUAGAGUACUUCUCAGAAGGAGGGGUAUUAAUCAGGUACAGAUCUGAUAGUAAGGAGAUUAGAGAUGGAUAUGCUCCUAACCCCCUGGCCUCGGCCCUGGCCCCCAUAUGCGUCUAAACAGUUUGGAUCACUCCCCACGGGCCGUGCAUGGUCAGCAGCCUGAGAGUUUAACAGGGAGCUUAGACGGGACUGGAUCACAACUGACCUGAUAGCACACUCCCAUCGAUGUGACCCAAAAAUUACACCAGCGUCACAGCUACAAAAAAAUAACAAGACAAAGAAAACCCCACUAUUAUCAUCCUGUCCCUGCCUCUGGGUUUAGAUUUUGGAGCGAUGGAGGCAUCAUCUUAUCAGGACAAAUACACAUCCAAAUACCAGACGUCUGUCAAAUCCAGCAAGAGUACUUCAUCCAAAGCCACACUUGGAGUAAUUUUCCCUUUUCUUUACAAAUCACAGUUAAAAUGUUAAGGUUUGUCAUCCUCAUGGCAUCAUCAUUUCUGUGUUUGUACAUGUUAAUUGGAUUGUGUUUGUCAUGGUGUUGAAACACUGUUAAUCAGAUUACCCUAACCCGUAUUGUACAGUGGACGGAUUCAUGGUCAUGGAUAAUGAUCAUAUAACUCAAAAACCCUGUAAAGAGAUGCACCAAACAAUGAGCUGCAAAUUUAAGUUAGUGGAGUUUAAGUGUAUUACUUUCAUAUGUUUCUGCUUCAUACACUCAUGUACCUUUUUUAAACUAUAUUUAUUUUCUUACCUUAAAUCAUAACACCAAAUUUUUGGGGGAUUAAAAAGAUAAUUUGACAGGACAAAGACGUUUGAUCCAGCUGACUGCUUGGUCUGCAUCUGUCCCUGUGGUAGUGUCUGUAUUAGGACAGUCAGUGUCCUCUGGCCAUGAAAUGGCUGCAUAAUUGAGUUGUACAAGGCUGAACCUGAUCAGAGACGGUUCACUGGUUGAGCGAGACUCGGUGCACUAACACUCCAUGCUACGACGGUACCCCAGGGCAGCCUUGCAUGCUUGGUUCCUACAACAUUUCUCCCUCCCUCCGCUCCGGGACAAGACAGGAACAGGGAGGAGAAAACUGCUGAUUACAUUCUGAUAGAUUUUUGCAGCCUUAGGCAAUGGAAUUAAAAAGAUUAACAGUUCAUUAUGAAGUAGACCACAUUGAUUAGGCCAUUGACAGAUGGGCCGAUAACUAAAGUCCAAAUGUAACAAUUUAAAUGUCACGAAAAUUGGCACUUACCUUCUCCCAAUUGAUUUUUAAUUUCGCCCGUUCUCAGCUAACAUUUGAAAACGCGUUUCAAAAGUGGCAUAAUGGGGAGGAAAGUGGCCCUAUUGAGUUUUAAUUGGAGGGCGAUUGGAGGAUAUCAAAGUCCUAUCAUUAGUGUCGAUGGUAUCUUUGUCUUACUGGGUCCAAUGUCAACUUUGUCAUCCCGGCUUUAUUCAGCAGACUGUGAAAGGUCAGACUGUAUGGAUGAAGUACCUCUUCAGUUUUACAGUUUUCUUUCUACGUUUCAGAUAAAAUAAGAACAGGAUAAAUCAAUCAGCUCAGGUGUACUUGUUACUGAACCCUAAUGAGUGAGAUAUUGAAGGUUAGUGUCACAUAUCGGGAUCCUUCAUUCCCACAGACUGCAGUCCUGCCCUCGUUCUCAGUCUGCCUUUGAUUAAUAGAUAAUCGCUGCAGAGCUUUCGGACACUAGUGUCACUGCUCCAAAUAGCACUGUGAAGCAGAGAGUAGCGCGGCUGUUGCCUGAAGGGGGUUUAGGGUCAUUAGGAGCUGUGUUAGGGGGAUGCUGACAGAUGGCUUGUUGCUUCUAAGGUGCUAACAACCUUUGACACACAUAGCAGUCCACUGUCCACCCCUCUGGCCCCCGUCCAUUCCCAUAAAGCCACAUUUCACUCUGUUCAAGAGGUUUAAGGAGGAACUCGGUAUACUGACAGCUUCAGUAGGCCAGGACCUGUUUACCAACUUGACAUUGCUGCCACCUUUUGAGGACUGUCAGAGUAUAAGCCUGACCCCUGUGGCCUCAUGCCGCUCCACAUCCCUUCCCACCUGCGACGGGAAUGGCAUGUGUUCAUAUGUAAAACCGCCAUGCAUGCUGCUUAUACAGGAGGUGCUUGUUGUUUGGUGUUUUGUCAGCUCUCGUCCCAGCUUCCCAGGCGCGAGUGUUUUCAGUUGGGAAUUCUCCGAAGGCUAAAGGGCCAAGCAAACAUUGAGUCUCUGCUGCUGUUGCUGCUUUGCUCCUACACAAUAAAACAUAUUUUUACUCUGGCAUGUCGCCCCUUGAAUGUAAAAUAUUUAAACAGCGUUGGAAUUUAAAUCUGAUGUUCAAAAAAUGUUUUAUUAUUAUCAUUAUUAUUUAAAAAAAGGAAACCCUUGUUACGUUGUCAUAUAUUGUUUGGUAUGAGAAUCAGACUGGGUUAAUCUAAUGAAAUAAUCUUGUUUGUUUUGUUCUCUUCAUUACUGGUGUUUUGGGAAUAUUCAUCAUCUGUGCUUUAUUGGAUUCCAGCUCAUCAGCUCCACACUUGACAGACAAGCGCCUAGCGUGUUAGUCGUUAGCAUGGAGGCAACGAUGUUAAAAGGAGAUCGCGCCUCUUGUUCGUUGUCUUGUUUGUGUCAGCUCAACCCUCCAACAUAAUCACCCACCCUCCCACCCAUCAACCAACCCUCCUCCAGCCCCCCUCCGGGCUCCUGUUUUCUCUUUGCCAUUAAAUUGUGAAAUCUACUCACUGUGUUGCCAGCCUGAUCCCACUCAAGCUGCGUAAUCUCCUUGUAAUAGAGUGUGAAUACUGCCCAGCAAUAAAUCAGCACCUCAUCAGUGCACUUUAUUAAAUAUAGACACCAACAGACAGCUCUUAGUAUAUUCAAUUUACUCUCUGACGUAGGCUUCAACACAGAAGAUAAAGAUAGAUUGAGCAAUCAGGUGGAUGCUGAGGCCUGAACCUCAGCAGGAGGAAGACAGAAAAGCUGCAGGGAGAUUGAGAUGGGGGCGUUUUCGGAGGCAGACAGGCAGGAGUGUGCUGGGCCAGCAGAGGGACAUCUGCCAAGCAGGGUGGGGGGAGGGCUUUGUUUAGUUACUGUGACACAUGAGCAGGUACAUCCAGCAUCACAAUUAUAAGAGUGUAUUAUUCACAUUGCCACAUCCUUUAAAACUAUAGCAUAUGUGUGGAUCUUUUUUUAAUAUAAAAUUCUAUGCAGGAAGAUGUAAAUGCUGAUACGCCUUUAAGUGAUCGUCAGCAGAGCGCCAUCCCUCAUUAACCAGUGUUGCUUGAUGGCAGUGCCGAUAAAUUACAUGUAAUUAUGGCAGUGAUUUAAGUCUGAUUCGUCCUGGUCUUUGGGGCUAAACAGAGACAUGUACUGUCAGUAUUGGGCAGUGGGCCCCCUGAGACGGCUAAAGACUUCCCCGUCAGGUCACAGGGUCAUAGGGUGCAGAUUAAAACAAGGGGAUUACUGUAUUUAAGGUUCUUCAACCUCAUAAUGUUCACAGGCUACUGGUCAAAUCACCCAUUCCCCAGCUACUUAGCAUGGGAUAAUGGACUGGUUAUCAUGUUGGAAGAAGGCAGAUAACCUACCCGCCUGAAAGUCAGAGCUGUAGCCUUACAAAAGAAAAAAGAAAAAGAAAACAAGAUUAAUUUCCAGUCAUCAACCUUUUUUUUUUUUUUUUUUUUUUGUACAAGUCACUUUCAUUUGUAUUGACAUUUUUUUUUCUCUGUAUGAAAACAACGUUUCUGUCAUCAAAUCAGCGUCCUCAAAGAGCUUGCGGCAACCUACCUGUAUGUGUUUUACACGUGGCUCGACUUCAGGUCAAAUUAUUUAUGUCAAGCGCAGCAAUUUGUUACCAAGCUGCUAUUGAUUGUGUCCUCCUGACGCUGUCAUGUAAAUUCAAGAAGAGUCAUGGUCCAACGCUGCACACACAAACAGAUCCGCACUAAAAGCUUACACACGCACACACACAUACACUGUUGUGAAGCCGGUGAAAAUUGCCCUUUAUUCCUGCAUCAGUUAUACAUCUUUCACAGUAGUGUGUCACUCUGCCCGAUCAGAGGAAUCUAUUCAAAUCAGAGGUGCAUACAUCUUCCUCUCGUCCUUUUUUUUCUUUAAAUAUAAAGCUUUGAUAUAGAAUAAGCUUAUGGCAGCACGAUCUUUCAGCUCGGUUUGAGGUUAGGGGAAAAAAAGACGUACUGAACCCCCGGGGUCCUGUUAGGGGCAGUUUUACUCCAACUGGAGCUUGGAGAGCACUUGACUUGGCUGAGGUGAGAUUGCCGCUGGGCAGGAGUCUUCGGGGCCUGCUUGUCCUUCUGAUAGCCAGCCGUGAUAGAUCAGCCGCUGUCCAGCCAGAAUUACUCUCUUUCCUCUUUCUAUCUCCCUCUUCCUUUUCCCCUCAUGCUCUGAACUCCUUUUUUUUCAGCUCGCUUCUCUCUUCCUUAUCUCCUUCCUCUCUGGCCCAUAUCUCCUCCUCUCUUUUAUCCUCCAUUUCUCUCCCUCUCUUGCCGUUUUUUUCUCUCACUCUCCUCUCCCUCCCUCAGUCUGCUCUGUUGUCUGAUUGAGGGUGAGUUACGAGGGGGCUGCAGCUGGAGGGGGCCACCGUGCCUCGUAAUUACAUCUCUUUUUAUUACCCGCGCUAAUGGCCCUCGGGGAGAGGGAAACAAUAAUAAAUUAAUAGAAUAUGAACUCCAGCUCAACAAAAAUCUCCAGCAUUUCAUUUUGGACCGUCCUGAGCUCUGGCAGAUGAAACGGCGCUCUGAUUAAUCUCUGCGAGGGGUUUGAAGCAGCCGUCUGUGGGUUUGGGCUGCCCCCUCCUGCACACAGCCGAGGGCUUUUGGGGAGAUAAAGGCAGAGAUGAUGGUUUUGGCUUCUGUUGAUGGUCUUUAGUGGUCUUGUUUUCACCCUUUGAGCCAUGAAUGAUGAUGUGCUGAUGCACUCUGUGGAUACUAAACUGGUCUGUCGUUUUAUUUCUUUGUCACCUAUAUUUAAUUUUGCUCCUUUGUCUCCUCUAAACAGAACAUAUCUUUCUUUAGUAUUCUGAAAGUGAAAAUUAAGGCAUGUGCUCACAGAGAGAAGAGAGUGCUUAAGUCAAAGUGAACAAAGACAAUCUCUGCAUUGUUAUUAACUCAGUAUACAAAGACUUUCUGACAGAAAUCUGCCAGUGAAGUGGAAAAGGCCCUUCAAACGUGUAGACAGGUCUCUCUGAUUUGGUCAAUAUUGUGUCAUGUUUGGUCAAACCCCGCCAAGGUAGUGGGCUGGAAAUGAAGAUGUAAAUAUUGAUAUUUCAUUAGAGGAAAUCACCCACUCCGACGGCACUUAACCGGGCCACCUUCAGAGUGCGGCGGCCGGAGCGCAGUGUGACCUGCGGAGUCGGGAAGUCACUUCAUUACUCGAUUAAAUUGAGUGGAAAAAGGCGAGGCAACGACACGAGAUCCCAUUUGGAGCGAUAAUUUAGGCCCUGAAGAGAGGGGAUGGAAGCCAGGGAAAAACACCACCUCUCCAUCUCACAACACUGGAUUAAAUUCAAGGACUUUUAGCGUCAAAGGUAAUUGUAGGCUGCUGGGCUGCAUGUGUGCAUAUGGCUGAGAGGUGUCUGCUGUACGAGAACGACUCUAAAGCCUCUCAAACAAGCCCUGAACAAGGCCUUCACACGGGCUGUCACAUUGGGAGCAGCGCUUUAGUUCCGCUUCAGUCCUCCUUGGCAUUAAAAGGCUAGACAAAGCCUCGCCUGUGAUUGUGAUGCCAACCUGAUGCGGCAAUCAAGACCACGUCCACGCUUGCAUGACAAUUUCCCUCCGGCCAGUCCACAUUCUGUCCGACUUAAUGGCCACGUAUGCAGACAAGGAAAUAACACAAGGGAAGAUUUUAAGAUGCAGUCUGGAUAUGUGUAAUGGCACAGGCCUUCACAAAAUAUGGCUUAUUGCCUCAGCUGAUAAUAGCUGAGUGUUUGAGUGCUUUCAGCAGUUUGCUUUGUUGGGUCUAAUUUGGGCUCUUCAGACCUCUGACCAGUCCAAAGAGGCCCCAGCACCUUCCUGUUAGCACCCUAUUCUAGUGACUAUUGAUUCCCCUUCAAAAUGUGAAGGCCCUCACAUUCUGAUCCCAAUCUGUUAAUUAAUGUAUCCGCCAGCUCUUCCCCUGCAGUGGUCAUCACUACGAUAAGGGAAAUUGAACACUCAGGUGCUCCUCUCUCUGGCUCUUCUUUUCUCUCAGCCCGUCUCUCUCUGCACCUUUUUCUUUUGCACUUUCUUCUCAAGCUCCCUCAUCAUGUCUACUGUUAUGCCCGCACUUCUGUAUUUGUGUGUGUGUGAGAGGAGAUAAACAUCAUUCUAGCAUGGGAUCAUUUAUAUUUAAGAGGAAAUGUGUGCCAUAGGUGCAGUCAGCGUCCUGGUCAGUACAGUAAUCUGUCGCCUCUUAAUCACGCCGCGGCAGGAAGAAAGGCGGCAGCAAACUUGUAAAAGCAAUCUUAUUAAUCAGGGGACGGGCUGAGGAGCCUAAUAUGCUGUCAGAAUGGGCCGCCUGCAGGCACACAGUGCAGGAGGGGGGUUUGUGGCAGAUAGAGGGGAAAGAGUGAGGGGGGUUCAUGCAGUUUAUUGACAGCUGAAGGGUAGUAUGUUGGAAAAAGGAUGAGAUCAGUAUCUAUCAACUAUCUGCCACUCACGCUCUCUUUUUGAGUUCCUCACUGGACAUUUUUUAAGUUUGUUUUCUAUUCUGAGUGCAUGCAAGAGCUGUUGAAGGAGAAAUGACAAAGAUUUGAUGUGUCGAAGCUCAUCCAGCUGCUGUUGGAAUAAGGCUCUGGAUUUAAGCUGGUCUUGAACCAGCUGACCCUGGCGCUCCGUCUGCGUGUUCUUUUAUGUGCGUGGAUUUAUGUACAUAUGUGGAGGUAUCAUGAUCCUCAUGUGCACACGUGUGUCUGUCUGUUUUCUUCGUCAACACACGUUUGCGCUUGUUGCUAUGUGUGUGAGAGCGUGUGCGUGCUCCCUCAUCACCAUCUCUUGCUACACAGUGCAUGUCAUGUCCUCCACCCUCCAAUGAGAAUGUGUCUUGGUGCUAAUCCCCCCUCACACCAAUAGAAGUGUGACAGGAUACAAAGGGGUAACCACAUGGCUUUGUGUAUGCCGGACCUUUGCACCGAUUUACUGUCCUCACUUACAGUAAAGCCCACUCAAGUGCUGUGACACAGCUUCAAAGAGGACCUUCCGCCGUGCAUUUAACAUUAAACACCACUUGUUGACAUGUGCCUUAGCGUGUACUCCAGGGCAGGGGCUCUACAAGUCAUGCUUGGUUCAACCUAAAGUGCUGUAUUUUGUCUACUUUUCAAUACUUAAUUUUAUUCUUUAAUGUUGGAAAUUGUGUAGGAUGAUCGUUUUGUUUUUAAAUAUGAACAAUACUCCUCGCUCUAUACUCCUUUUUACUCACCGUCAUUGUUUUCUCGACUUUGUCCUUGCAGGUUUCUCUUCCCUCUCUCUGGGGGAUCAGAUGAGUUUGCUGCAGAGCGCCUGGAUGGAGAUCCUCAUCCUCAGCAUCGUGUUCCGCUCGCUGCCGUACGAGGACGAGCUGGUGUACGCCGAGGACUACAUCAUGGACGAGGAGCACUCGCGGCUGACGGGCCUGCUCGACCUCUACGUCUCCAUCCUGCAGCUGGUCCGCAAGUGCAAGAAGCUCAAAGUGGAGAAGGAGGAGUUUGUCACCCUAAAGGCCAUCGCUCUCGCCAACUCAGGUGGGGUUUCUUCUGCACAUGGACACACCAUAAAUAACAUUCAGGUGUCAUAAUUUUUAAUAGACACUAAUUCUGUACACAUUUCAAUUAACACUACUUGAUAUUUUUACAACCUUGAGUUUUUAUUUUAAGUAUUUGAAACUUCUUCGUGUCUGCAAUAAAAAAAAUAACUUUUUGAACAAAUCAGAGCAGAAAAAAUAAACUUAAAAACAAGGUGAAAAUAUGUAUCGAUUUAAAGUUACUUACAGUGGAAAAAAACAUUUAGCCUCUAUGCAAAUAAAUCUUUAGUCUUUUAGCUUUUACUGAAUAAUAAUGUGUUUUUUUUUCUAUUUCAAUUUCCCCCCUGCAGUUCUUCUAAAUAAUGAUGAUAAGAUGUUGUGGUGGGUGAAAAAUCUGAAAGUUGUAUUGUAAUUUUUUUUAUAAAUUAAGGUAAAUAAUGAUUAGUAAAUUUGUUGGUUUUGUUGGCUUAAAUAUCAAAUUUUAUGACAUGAAUACGUUUUUUUUAAAAUCAAGACUUUAGAUGAAAAUGUUAGACCUCCCUCCUCGGACAUUUUCAUUCUUCCCUGCCUGUCCCUCUGACUAAUGCACUCUGGACGGUAUAAUAUCCAGAAACAGUCAGAUAAUGUCUGACACAGUUCCAGAAGUGACAUUUCUUAGUUUUUCCGGAGUUUUUCAGCGUAACCUUUAGUUUGGAGCGUGGGAUGGAGAGAUGGAGCACGGAUAAGGGCAGUGUGUGAGCGGGGAAAAAGAGAGAUGGAGGAGUGAGCAUUUUUAAUUGAACACCUUCUGUGUUGUGGUAUUUCUCCUGCCCUCCCUCUACCCCCCCUCUCUUUCUCUAUCUCCAUAACAGUAGCUGCAGGGCACAGCAGCCACGGGAGAUAAAUUUAGCAUUUCAUUAGGAGCACAGGGGCUGUCAAUAAAAUGUGUUAAGUCGAAUGGAAUGAGUAUCAGGGAGUGAUAGGCCUCGUUUGUUCCGAUGCCGAGACGGCACGCUGCUAUCGACAGGCUCCUUUUGAGGAGGCAGGACCUGUCCUGCUCUGAUCAAUGCACGCCCGGGUCACUGGGCCGCUUUCCCUUGUUUUGUCCCCGGCUGAAAAAUGAAAAUGCUGAUGCUGGACCUUUGCUUUCACACGACAGGGCUUUGGGAGGGAGGGGGAGAGAGGAGAGCUGGGGGUCGAGGAAGGGGAGGAGGAGGGUGUCCAGAAUGUUAGAACAAGGUCUCAGGGAGAUCGCUCUCCCGGGAGCGCCUCUGUCUGACAGCUGUGAAAAUUCAUAGCCAUUGAUUUUGUAAUUAGCAGUUUAUCAAUCGGAUCGACAUGGGCUCACUGAUGGAUUGCGAGGAAAUUGUUUCUUCAAAGUUGUUUUUUUAGGUCCACCCCUCCUCCAAGGAUUACAAGCUGCGUGCUCGUUGUCUCAUGCCCUGUUUUCCUACUCAUCUGUGUAGUUAUCACUGCCUUUCUAUUUAUUUUUAUCCUUUUUUUUUCGCUGCAAAUGAAAUCUGAAGCUAAUUUUUGCCAGGAUGUUAACAGAAAGAUUAUUUUGAUUUGUUAAAAUGCGUCAGGUUAGGUCUUGAAUCCAGCCUCUGUAAAAAGAACAAGAGAUAAUUAUGUCACACCAUAUUCUCAUCUGAGAUUUUUUUCACUUUUUGCCUUUUGUUCUUCCAUCCUCCCCCCCUCACCCCCCUCCUUCACCCUCCCACAUUCACUUUACAAAACGACCUACUUCAUUUUACCACUGUGGAUUUGAAAACCGUCAGGGUGAGAAAUGUCUCAAGGUCUUGGGAAUACAGUUGUUCCAGUCAAUGAAUUUGGGGCGAAGUCUGAAAUCUGUUUUGCCUUUUAUUGUCCCGUGUGGUAAAAUAUGCACCGCCAAGGUGAGACGAGUCAGGCAGCCAAUGACACGCCGCCUCCGGAGUGCCAGACACCGGUUAACUGGUGAGAGAAAACGGCGACCCCCAGGCUGUCCCUGAGAGAGGCUGGGAGGUAGAAACAGAGGUAGAGGAAGAAGGGAAUGAGAGCGACUGAAACAUAAUGUUCAGUGGAAUCAGUAAAAAACGGUGGCAGUACGACAAACAUUAUAAGAGCGAAGUCACACACAAGGGGCGAGGACUGGAACUAGAAAAUGCUCCAGAAUCAGCCAGGAGGAUGGGGGAAUUUAGGCUGAAUGAAUCUGAAGAGUCUUGGCUGUUUAGUUCACAUUACAAAAAUAAAAGAAAGAGGACCUUCUGUGAGGAAAGAAAAAUAAGACACAACUUAAACAGGAAAAUUUUGCAUUACAGUUUUUAAGAGCUACAUUUAAUACCAGGCUUUUAUGAUGUACUUGAAAAAAACCUCCCAAUUCCUUUUAAGGACAGAAGGAAGUUAAAUUGAAAGAGGUGUUUCUUUUCUAAAGGAGCUCCCUCUUUUUAAUCUUUCUUCUUUUUUUCUUUUUGAAAACUGUCGCUGGAGCAGCGAGGACUUUAAUGUGCACUCACUCAGCCCAGAUUGGGUGCUAUUCAUGCCAUUGUUACUGGAGGAUAGCAUUGAUUUUCAGUCUCACUGGUCAAGGGCCAUAUGAAUACCCCACCCAUUCGCCCACAGAUUAAAUAUAUAAAUAAAUAGAAUAAAGCAGAUGUUGUUUUUUCUUUUUAUGAUCCGUUCUUUAUCUUGUCAGGGUGUGAGUUAUACUGAUAAUGUUCUUUCUAGCCAGCAGCUUCUGACAAAGCAGUAAAGAUCAGUCAUGAUAUUUAAUUUUGCUUUAGAAAAAUCCAUUUAACAUCACCGCUGUUCUGCUGUAAACUACAGAAACUUUUGAGUUACUUUUUUCAUUUCUAUAUUUGAAAACCCAUCCCUUACUCUUCUGCCGACAGACUCUAUGCACAUAGAGGACAUGGAGGCGGUCCAGAAGCUCCAGGACGCGCUGCACGAGGCCCUGCAGGACUACGAGAGCAGCCAGCACCAGGAGGACCCACGGCGGGCGGGCAAGUUGCUCAUGACGCUGCCUCUGCUGCGGCAGACGGCCACCAAGGCUGUGCAGCACUUUUACAGCAUCAAGGUGCAGGGCAAAGUGCCCAUGCACAAACUCUUCCUGGAGAUGCUCGAGGCCAAGGUCUGAUCAAGGGAGGGGAUACAUCUAGAGACUUGAACCAAGCCAGGAGAGUGAGACCCCCCGCUGACUGAAGCAGGACAAAGACCAAGCUCUUUUACUCCUACCCCUGGAACCCUGGACUCUAAUUAAAAAAGAACAAAUGCAAAACUUGGUUAUUAGUAUAAAUAUAAAAAUGAUGCAGAUUAAUUUAAAAUAUAUAAGAAAUACUAUGUACAGUAAUAAUUUUUUUGUUUUUUGUUAAUUGUCAGUUGUCAUGCUGUAAAUGUAGAAGGACCCUGCUGCCCCUCAGCAUCCUCAGAACAAGUAGUUGCCAGAUCUUGAUAACAAGAAAAAGCGUUUUCUUUAUAAACUGUUCUGAAGAAGGCUGAGGUGUUGACAUCCAUAAACAGACUCACUUGUCUCAAAGCUGUGUGUUUCCCUGGACUUUACCAGGAUAUGUACAUAUUUAUUAAUGGACGACUGAGUGUACAGUUCAAAGUCUGGUGACCUUGGUGGCCAUUUUUCUUGUUCUCCUUCUGGAAAAAAAAAAUGACCUAAAUGUGAACUCUUAUCAGUUUAAAUGUACUUGGAUAUACCUCUCAGAGCAGUAAGCCGUGUGAUCUUUGUGGAUCUGUCUCAGACUGGAAGACUUGCUGGUCCCAUGUUUAACCAAACUAGCAUAGGCAGGUACAAAUAGUCCGUCAUCUUAUUCUGUAGUAACACAGCAAUAAAAGGAGCUGUAGGCAAAACAGGUUUAACCUCCAGUCGUUCAUGUGCUUUUCAACACUGCUGUCGCUGUAAGACCGUGCCUGUGAGUCUCAAUCCCACCAGUUUGACACACCACUGCACUGCUGUUACACACUAGUGUUCCUCCCCUCCUUGUGUUGGUGCUCUUCAUGCAAUCCAUUGAACCCCAAAUUUGGUCGUUGUUUAAGCCCGUGGAAUUGCCUCUUGGCAUGCAAAUAGAUGACCUGAUUCACGCUAGGUGAAAGAUGAUCAGCAGGUUUGGCGUUGGCAGUAUCAAAGGAUUUAUGCGGAGUGGCAUACAUCCAGGAGAUUCCAUGUUCAAACAAUCAGAGGCCCAUAUGUCAACCGCUCUAUUUUGGGCCCCUUUAAGCCCGUGGCAGAGUCAUCACACACACAGGGAGCAAGGUGCCCAGCAUCUGCUCUCACCAUUUUAGACACCUCCCUUCUUUUAAUAGCUGCGCCCGCAUUUAUAGAGCUUCAACCAAACGGAGGUAAACGGCAGGUGCAGAGCGGGAGUGGUGGCACUUCACACUGGGUUUAUUUUUAACCCAGCGGGAGGUUGUUGUCUGUGCAGCCUCCCUCCCUCCAGGAGUACAGUAGACACGUGAAUCACUUCUUCUUGACCUCAUGUUGACUCAGUGGCCAGUGCAGAGCAGAGUAACACCCUCCACACCAGCCAGGAGGCGGGCGGGUAUCUGCGAGGAGCCCUCAGGAUGCCCAAGCAUGCACAUGUGAAUAGCUAUGCAAGAAAUCAAGUGUCAGCAGCAACAAAACAGUGUGUCAGUACAAGGUGUGAUCUCUGGUGGGAGACACAGAUCUCCCUCUCUCUGUAUUCAGCUCCAUGUCCACUGCGCUGGGUGUGAGUAACACUGUAGCCCGCUCCACUCGUUUCCGUGUGAGGGGGGGUGUCGGAGGUGAAUGCUUAUACUACUGAAGGAUUUUAUGUGAUGUGAUAAAUUGUGGCGCUGUCACAACAAUAUGAUACUGUGAUCAAAGGAAUCCCUGACAUUGCAGUAGGGUUGAGUUGCCACCAUGCUUGUGAUAUCACUAGCUAGCACUGAUCCUGCAGCUUGAUUGGCCACUUUAUGGAGGCUGCCCAGACCCACUCCAGCACCCGAUCACUGCGACUUAAAAGAAACCACUGUUCAGUUAAGAAGCUCUGCUGUAGAGGGUGACAGUAUAACUUGAGUUAUUUAACUGUUGUGCAAUACAACAGGGACCAAUUCUGACUGAAACCAUGCUCAAGGCAUGCUUUUACUUAGAUUUGGGAGAUUUACGUGCUAGGAAGCAAAAUAAUCUAAAUCCCUCUAACCACAAAAAUGAAUCGUGUGAAUCUGAAGAUCUGAUUUGCUCCUCUGAUAAAAGACUUUUUUGCUUCUUUGAAUAAGAGUGCAGUAUAAAUAAAAAACUUUUGCAGAAAAUCUUUACAACUAGAAUUUUGUAGUGGCCCAACGUGAUCAGCCAUAACAAUCAUAAACAACGGGAGUCCUCUUUAUCUCCCUGUUCUUCCUCUUUCCUUUCAGUAUGGCACUGUGUUACGCAAAAGAGAACAUGUCUUACAUUACAAGCUGUGUUUAGUGUGUAAAUAUAUAAGCGUUGAUACAGUAGGUUGCCGAAAUACCAUUGAAAAUAAAGUAUGCAGCGCCCUGCUGACUACUACCUCAUUAUAAUAUUGUCAAUAUUUCACUGAUUCCUCACAUCAUCCUCAUGUGUGCGUGUGUGUGUGUGUGUGAGAUAGAGAGAGACAUACCUGAGCCAUCCCUGUUUUUACCCCACACACUGCUCUCCCCUCAGUGCUCCUGCCAAAACAUUUGUAUUGUAGUUAUCAAUCUGUUCCCAUUCAUUCUUUAUUGAUCUGUUUGUAAAGGUAAAGCAUGCUACACGUCGAUCACAUGACUUGGCCACCCCCCUCUUUUUGGUAACAAAGCGGGUACGUGUUUUUAUGAACAUCAGUGUGUCAGAAUUGGUCCCUUGAUUGAUAAGUUGCAGACAGAGGCAGGUGACUGAUUUCCUGCGUCUGUGCUCUGAGUAUUUAUGGUGUGAAAUAUAUCAUUUGGCAAUGGUGUACAUUGAUAUCUCUGAUCGUUAAAUCACCAAUAUCUGUGUAACUUUUACGUUUUGAUUUUCAAAAAGGUAAAGGAUCAAUGAAUUAAAUACUCCCUGAACUCUGUGA
This is a messenger RNA of Xyrichtys novacula (pearly razorfish), 41752 nucleotides long. NCBI's taxonomy places the organism in Eukaryota, Metazoa, Chordata, Actinopteri, Labriformes, Labridae. The record is from the annotation of a GenBank genome assembly.